Cucurbita maxima (winter squash) is the source of this 1403-nucleotide messenger RNA. Its product is annotated as probable carboxylesterase 15. Gene Ontology annotation, molecular function: hydrolase activity. NCBI's taxonomy places the organism in Eukaryota, Viridiplantae, Streptophyta, Magnoliopsida, Cucurbitales, Cucurbitaceae. The record is from RefSeq and is a predicted model, not a curated record. The coding region runs from base 281 to 1246 and encodes 321 amino acids. The transcript is spliced from 2 exons.
CUCUCCUACACACUUCUUUUCUUUUUGGAUGCUAAGUGUGACUUGUAAAAUAAAAAAAAAAUUCUUAAAAAAAAUGAAAUGAUUUUUAAUGCAAUUUUAGUCUUCCUUUUUAAAGAAUCUUUGAUUCGUUUUUAGUAACAAUCUGGCCGGUUAUUGGCUGUGCGUGUGGCGUAUCUGCAUCAGCAAAUUGGUUCUUUCCAGUCUGCCGGCCAACCCCGCCAGAAUCCAUUAUCCUUCGUCUUAAACUCUUCCCUGAUCCGACCUUUUCUUCUCAUCUGCCAUGGCCACUUCUUCCCCAUUCGAAGUGGAUGAGUGUCGUGGUGUCCUACGCGUCUACAGCGAUGGCUCCAUCGUCCGCUCUUCCAAUCCAAGCUUCAACGUCCCUGUCCUCGACGACGGCUCCGUUCUAUGGAAAGACCUCCUUUUUGACCCCAUCAACCAUCUUCACCUCCGUCUCUACAAGCCUGCUGUUUCUUCCUCUGCACUCCCCGUCUUCUUCUACAUACACGGCGGCGGCUUCUGCAUCGGCUCUCGCACCUGGCCCAACUGUCAGAACUACUGCUUUCGCCUCGCCUUGGAACUUCCCGCUCUCGUCAUCUCCCCUGACUACCGUCUCGCUCCUGAGAAUCGCCUUCCGGCUGCCAUCGAUGACGGCUUUUCGGCUGUCAGGUGGCUCCAAGCCCAAGCUCAAUCGGACCACCCCGAUCCCUGGCUCGCCGACGUGGCCGAUUUUAGUAGAGUUUUCAUCAGCGGUGACUCCGCCGGUGGGAACAUCGCUCACCAUCUUGCAGUGGGACUGGGGCUGGGUUCGCCUGCGUUUGCGCCGGUUCGAGUGAGAGGCUACGUUCUUCUGGCGCCAUUCUUCGGCGGGACGGUGAGGACUCGGUCCGAAGCGGAAGGCCCCAAAGAUGCCUUCCUGAAUCUGGAGCUCAUCGACAGGUUUUGGAGAUUAUCGAUUCCGAUCGGAAGCAGUACCGAUCAUCCGCUGGUGAACGUGUUGGGACAGUCGAGCCAAGACCUGGAGGCAGUGGAGGUGGAUCCGAUAUUGGUAGUGGUGGGCGGCGCUGAUCUGUUGAAAGAUCGAGCGGUGGAGUACGCCGAGACGCUGAAAAAACAGGUGAAGAAGAUAGAGUUGGUGGAGUUUGAAGGAAAACAGCACGGAUUCUUCACCAUUGAUCCAAAUUCUGAAGCUUCUAACCAAUUAAUGCUCCUUCUCAAGCAAUUUGUGGCUCAACAUUCACGCUGAUUUCAUCCAUCCCUCUUCCCUCUGAAUCUGCUCAAUAAAAUGUUCAAAUCUCCAUCCAUUCGCUUCAUAAUUCUGCAUUCUAUAUGAAAAUUUGAAGUUCUUAGUACAGAUUUCAACCUAAGAUUUUCUAAUAGUUCAAGAGAUCUAAACCAUGGAA